ACCUGGAAGGAAAUCGCCGUCACCGGGAUAAACUUCCCGGGCAGCGCGGAAGGGCCGGGCCGGCACCAGGUGAUGUAAUGGGAAGGGCAGACAACUUGUGCAGGAGUAAAUUAGAAAUAAUUCCUAAGAAGUCACUAAAAAACCUGUUCCAGGUGAUGCCCAGCCCUCCAUGGAAUGAUGCCGUCCCGCACCAACCUCUCUGCUGGGAUUCCCAGUAGCAAAGUCAAAUAUUCCAAGCUCUCCAGCACUGAUGAUGGAUACAUUGACCUGCAGUUCAAGAAGAGCCCACCAAAGAUCCCCUACAAGGCCAUUGCCCUGGCUGUUGUGCUCUUCAUGAUUGGGACCUUCCUCAUCAUCAUCGGAGCCCUGCUGCUGGCAGGGUACAUCAGCAAAGGAGAAACGGACCGAGCCAUCCCCGUGCUCAUCAUCGGCAUCCUCGUGUUCCUGCCGGGCUUUUACCACCUGCGCAUCGCCUACUACGCCUCCAAGGGCUACCGGGGCUACUCCUACGACGACAUUCCCGACUUUGACGACUGAACAACCGUCCCAUCCCACCCUCAGUAGUUGCUCAGAGCUGGUUUUUGUCCCCCUGGGCCUCGGGGGCCUGGCAGGGCCCCGCUCACGUGUGUCCCUCACACGGUUCCUGGGUUUGAGGGGUUGCAGGUUGUCCAGUUUGGGGGGUUUUGGGGGGGCUGGAACACGGAAUUGACCAAAAGGAAUUGCAGAGAACUUGGGAUUUAUGGUAUUUUUCCUCUUGCCUGUUGCUGGGAAGUCCUUCCUGGGCGAGGCAAUUCUUGCAGUUUUCCAGAAGCAGCUGAGCCGCUUUCAGCAGCAGAUCCUUGUUUUUUCUGACUGUUUUAUAGAGUUUAGUUUUCCAUGAGAUUGUGGUUACUGUUGGCUUUACCUUUGCAGACAAACACCAUAGUUCAAUUCUCCCUCUGCUCUCUGUCCAUCAGAAAUGCUUCCAGAGUUCUUGUCCUGAGCUUUCGUUGUAGUAACUGAAGUCUGAUGUGCAGGGGAGGGGGAAAACAGCACUUGUAGGAAAUAAUUUACACUCUGCACUUGCUACACAGCUCCUUGUCAGGCUGACUGACUUAUUUCCCCACAAACACAUUCUUCCCAGGAGAGCUUUUCCCAGGCCACUGUUGCUUUUGGCAAAAUCUGCUUAUCCCUCACAAGGAUUUUGAUUAUUAUUUUAAACAACUGAAUGGAUACCAGGAGAAGGGUUGGAAUCUAGACCAGGACUCAAGUGUCUAAAUACCAAAAAUCUUGGGUUUGACUAGUGUGGAUAUUGGAGACAUUAUUGGAGACACUUGAAUUCCAGCUGUCUGUAUGUUUGGAGUCCUUGUGUAGCUGAUAUUCUGUGCAGAGCUGCCCAGAGCAGUGAAAAGGAAUUCCCUGUAUAGUUUGUACUGAACAAAUUCCCUCUGGAUUGCUUUGCCAGCAUCAGUGGUGUGUCAUUCAGGGAAGGCAGAGGGACAGCUCCAUUCCUCUGAGGUGGGAAUGUCUCGGUGUCCUGGAGAACGUGUGACAAGUGAGGGUGCAAGUGGGUGCAUUUAACGUGAAUAAAGUUCUAUAUUCUGUGUAACCUUAA
Molecule: messenger RNA, 1594 nt
Organism: Neopelma chrysocephalum (saffron-crested tyrant-manakin)
Lineage: Eukaryota; Metazoa; Chordata; Aves; Passeriformes; Pipridae
Gene: TMEM230
Product: transmembrane protein 230
Exons: 5
Coding region: 175-537 (120 amino acids)
Biological process (GO): synaptic vesicle transport
Cellular component (GO): synaptic vesicle; endomembrane system
Source: RefSeq, a predicted model, not a curated record